Daktulosphaira vitifoliae (grape phylloxera) is the source of this 1798-nucleotide messenger RNA. RefSeq lists its product as uncharacterized. Gene Ontology annotation, molecular function: nucleotide binding; DNA-directed DNA polymerase activity; DNA binding. The transcript has 5 exons. NCBI's taxonomy places the organism in Eukaryota, Metazoa, Arthropoda, Insecta, Hemiptera, Phylloxeridae. Gene Ontology annotation, biological process: DNA replication. The record is from RefSeq and is a predicted model, not a curated record. The coding region runs from base 181 to 1722 and encodes 513 amino acids.
GCACAAAACGUCUGGCAACAUUUCAAUUGUAAAACGCUCGGUGAGUACUCUGAUCUGUACCUGAAAACUGACGUAACAAUACUUGCGGAUGUUUUUACGAAUUUUCGCAAGUUAUGUCUACUAAAAUAUAAAUUGGAACCGGCAUAUUAUUUUACGAGUCCCGGUCUGUCUUUUGACGCUAUGUUGCUGCAUACGGGCGUUUCACUAGAUCUCAUGAGUGAUUAUGAACAGCAACUUUUUAUUGAGAGAGGAAUACGGGGAGGAAUGACAACUUCGGUGUUGAAACAUGCCACAGCCAACAAUGAAAAGACGCCUCAUUAUGAUAUCAAACAACAAAAAUCUGAAAUUAUAUAUUUGGAUGUCAAUAAUUUGUAUGGUUGGAGUAUGUCUCAACAUAUGCCAUGUGGUGACUUUAAGUGGUUAGACGUGGACGACGAAACGAAAAUUUUAAAGACUGUGGAAGAGUUACCUGCGGAUUCUCCUAUAGGAAUGGCCCUUGAAGUGACGGUGUCGUACCCGAAAGAGUUACAUGAUGCCCACAACGAAAUGCCGUUUCUACCUGAACGAAAAUGUCCGCCUAAUUCACGGGUCAAAAAACUGUUGUCUACUUUCGAUCGGAAAGAAAACUACGUUAUACACUAUUUAAAUUUAAAACAGGCUAUGGCAAACGGAUUAAAAGUAGAAAAGGUGCAUAAGGUGUUACAAUUUAAGCAGUCGGCCUGGCUAUCAAAAUAUAUACAACUCAACACGGAGAUGAGACAGAAAGCCAAAAAUGAUUUUGAAAAAGACUUUUUUAAAUUAAUGAACAACGCUGUUUUUGGUAAAAUGAUGGAACGUGUACAAUUUAGAACGCAAAUGGAAUUGGUCAAUAAUCCUAAACGAGCGGCUAAAUUAAUUAGAAAGCAUAAUUUCAAACAUUGUACAACGUACAGUGAAAAUUUAUCAGCGUUUGUAUUGGAAAAGAAAAUUAUCGAUUUUUGUAAACCAGUAUACGUAGGUUUCGCAAUUUUAGAAAUUAGUAAAACUCUGGUAUACGAUUUCCAUUAUAACGUAAUGAAGAAAUAUUUCAAAGACCGUGCUCGACUGUUAUACGGUGACACAGAUUCAUUAGUGUACUUUAUCGUGGGUGAUGACUUUUACGCGGUGGCAAAGAAAAAUCCUGAUCUAUUGGCUAGACUUGACACUUCAGGUUUGCCGAGCAGUCACCCGUGUUAUUCAAACGCAAACAAAAAGGUGCCUGGUUUAUGGAGUGACGAAGCGCCGGGGAAAUCUAUAUUGGAGUUUAUUAGUCUAAGACCAAAAUGUUAUGGUUUUGACUUGGAGGGUAAAGAAAAAAUUAAGGCGAAAGGGAUACGUGGUCACGUUGUGAAAAAUCAUCUUACAGUCGAGGACCUGAAACGGUGUUUGUAUGCUGAAGAGGAGCCUGCAGUAAGCGAAGCUCAUGCAACAGCGGCUACUUAUGGUACGAUGGUUGUAAACAACAUUCAUGAGAGAGCCGUUGACCCUUAUUGCCCCGUUGUAAAGUACCCGACUUAUACACCAUACAGAGAAAAUGUGUCAAUCAGAUCAUUUCAACACCAAAUAUACACCAUUAAGACUAUGAAAAUGACAUUAAACCGUUUAGAUGAUAAGCGGGUUAUAUCAGAAGACCGUAUUACUACCUACGCUUACGGUCAUUAUAAACUAGAGAAUGAAGACACCAUUGAAACUUAUGAUUUGUAGAUACAUCUUAUAAACUAAUGUAAAAAUAAUAAAUAGAUUACAAAAAUUUAUUAGUAAACAAUAUUAUUAUUAUUAU